CGUGUCUCUAGUGAAGCGGUAGCUUUCGCAAGGUGGAAUAACAACAAAAAUUCAAUUUAAAUCAACAGCAAAGGCAGUGACAAUAUGGACAUGCUGUGAUCUAUGUUAGAAAAUCGAAUCUGCUAUCAUAGGAAACCAAGACUAUUUUUACACCGCUACCAUUAGACAACUAAUAGGGAAAAAAGAAGCUACAAAAUGAAAAUUCUAACAGUGCACUUAACCAAAAUAUUCGAUGCCAAAUGGUUGCCAGCAGCCUGUGGUACUUUAGCCCCCGCCUUGAUACCGCCCGCACACAUGGCCAUUUUAUGGUAUUUUUGGGAGAAUUACGCCCGUUACGUGGAUAAGCAUUUUUGUACCUGCUCCUGUUGGGACACCGUGUUCAAGGGUCCCUAUGAAUCGGGCGUGGCCGCCUACAAGCACAUGUAUUUUAAUGCCACACAGAACACCUUUAAAAUGUGGCUGCUUACCGUUUUUGCCGUCAUCGGACUGUAUGAGUGUAUAAAGCGUUUAAUUGUCCUGAUAAUGCAACAGCGGGUGCGCUACUCAAUGUUGAUGCUGUUCAGUUUGUCAAUAUUCUCGCAUUAUUAUGCAUGGUGGGCGUAUUUGAACUACUACAAUGACGAUUACUAUCAACAAUGGAAUCAUCAGCUAUUUUUUACGUUAACCGAAAUCAUGGCCUCUGUCAUGGUUAUGCACUUAGCCGAUAGUACAAAUCCGGUGACAACGAAGAAAGUCUUCUGCAUUGUCGGCGUUGCGAUACUGCACAUUGUGGCCAGCAGUUUUGAUCAAUUCUUUCUGAAUGUGGUACGCGGCGAAGGUUAUGCUCAUCAAAUUGUACGCGAUAUUGGUUUCAUGGUGCCGGACAUUAUGCAAUUGGUCAUACCGCUAUGGCUGCUGAACCGCAUACGCAAAGAAUCGUACAGCACCCGGCCAUUCUAUCGUGAUCGAAGCCUGCACAAGGACAUCGUCGCAAUGAUGUUCUUCGUGAUAGCCCUGUUUGCGAUUUGUACGAUUUUGUGAGACUUACUUUACGAUUGGUACGCCAGAAGCUAUUAUAUACAUGGACCACAUCGGAAUCCAGCCUUAUUGGACCACAAUGGAGGAGGUGAUGAGGAGGAUGAUAGCGAUCAUAUAAUUUGAAGUGAUCGACAACGAAAAGAAAACAAAAUCAAGAGCAAUGUUUAUUAAAUCAAAUAAAGCAACAAAGAAAACGAAAGUCGUCAAGGCAACGAAACGAAACGACAUGAGUUGCUCGGUUAAAUUUACUCAAAAUCCGUUGUGCUUUUACAUGUCAAGUGAGUACAAUGUAGGCUAUUAUCUCGGAUCGAAAGUAGACAAACUCAAAGUAGAUACAGAAUCAAUCAUCUGACGAAGCCUCUUAAUUAUAGUGUGUAAAUAUUGUUAUUAAAAUUUAGAACUAAAAACAAGAGAAGAGAAACAAAUUAGAAUAGUAAUAUAUUUAUGUAAUAAACACUACACAUACAUACGUAUGUAUAUACAUAUAUACAUACAUAUAUCAUUUAGAUGAACAUUUAGUGCAAAUAGUGCAUAUCAAUGUUAUCUACAUAUAUACAUACGAAUAUUUAGACACCAUCAAUACAUAGAUACAUAUAUUUUAGAAUAUAUUUUUUAAAUUAUUAUUAAUAAUUAAUAGGAACACAUUGUGAAAGUAUUGUAGUUUAUAAAUCAAAAUCUCCAAAUUAUAGACUUUAAAGCCUUUUUCGUAUGGUAGAAGAUCAAUGCAAGCAUUAUUUAGAAAAUUAACAGCGUGGAAUUCGUUUUUAUUAAUUAUGAUUACUUUAGUUAAUAUCUUUAACAAACG
Musca domestica (house fly) is the source of this 1822-nucleotide messenger RNA. RefSeq lists its product as uncharacterized. Bases 196 to 1020 code for a protein of 274 amino acids. The record is from RefSeq and is a predicted model, not a curated record. Lineage: Eukaryota; Metazoa; Arthropoda; Insecta; Diptera; Muscidae. The transcript has 3 exons.